Molecule: messenger RNA, 1425 nt
Organism: Penicillium soppii
Lineage: Eukaryota; Fungi; Ascomycota; Eurotiomycetes; Eurotiales; Aspergillaceae
Exons: 1
Coding region: 1-1425 (474 amino acids)
Source: RefSeq, a predicted model, not a curated record
AUGGAGUUGGCACUGCCCAAUGACGUACUUCUCUUGAUAGGAGAACAGCUAGAGCGAAAGACGGACCGGUGGAAUCUCGUCUUUGCGUCUUCCAACUUCCAUAACUUGUUUCUUCCGCUGGUCUACCGAGAAGUUCAUAUCCACAAUUGGAGAGACGCUAAUUCCUUUCUGCACGCCAUUUUACAACGACCAGGUCUUGCAAGGGCUGUCCGAAAGCUAGAUCUCACCAAAUGGCAAGUGCAAAGUAUGUCUGAUAAUGAAUACCACGAAACUGAGAAUUCUGCCCUGUUAAUCAAAUGGGUGACUGCCGCAUCGCAUUCUCGGAUUGAGAGCCAGCGAUGGAUUGAGUGCCUUGCCAAGGGCCUGAGUGACGCCUGGAUUGCUCUUAUUCUGCCGCUGUUAACCCAGCUGAGAAAGCUUCACUUGACCUACUCGACAAUUUCACCUUACUUGGAGCGGAUCAUGCAAAGAGCAGUGGACUGUGAAGCCCCAUUUGCUGCCCAACCAGCAUUCCGCUAUCUCAACAAGGUCUCGUUGCACCACCAAGAUUUCGACAAUAGGGAUGAUUGGGACAGCCCGAGAGUGCAAUCUCGCGCCCCUUCCAAACUUUUACUACCCUUUUUCCAGUUGCCAUCCGUCCGUGCAAUCACAGCCAACUCCGUAAUGGAUCCUAGCUCUAUCCCCACGGGCGCUGAGCGAUUGGCAGAAGACGAUAGGUUGAGGGUUGGCUUCUCUUCCAUCACUGAGAUUGACCUCCGUGCCAGCAGCGGAAAUCAUGGAAUGGAAAUGCUUAUCGCCUCAUGUGCAAACUUGAAGUCCUUCAAAUAUCAGCACUCGGAUUCUCACAUCUUUUCUCAUGGCUACCAGCCAUCUGCCUUCCAUCGGUCUCUGCGUCACAGCAAGAAGAGCCUUCAAACUUUAUGGCUCGACAAUUAUGGCAGCCAUUACCCUUUCACCGCUGCUGGAUUGAAUCAGUCUCAAGAUGAGUGGUUUGGCUCUCUCGUCGAAUUCAUCGCCCUGCGAGAAGUGCGUGUGCGACUUACCAAUCUUCUGGACAUUCGAUACCAAAACGAGCCAAGCACGCCUCUCAUAGAGUGCCUUCCAUCCUCGCUGGAAACGUUAUACAUUGAAGGUUGUGAGGAGCGAUACCUUGGCAUGCUUGUAUCGCAAUUGCAGACAGUGAUCAAGAAUCGUCUUGGUCGCUUCCCCAGGCUGAAAUGUGUUGACAUCGAGGGCAAAUUCCAAAACGUUCCUUUGGACGAUGACGGUCAUCUCAUCACCUCGGGCCCAGUCCUUGACACUGCGAUCAAGGACAAAGUGUUCCAGGCUGCAGAACCUUUGCACAUUGACUGUGUACAUGCUGGGAUAGACUUGCAUUUGCAUGACCGAGCCCUUGAGCAAGCUUGUUCAUCUCGGGGCUUUUAG